AGAUGGCGAACACGAUAGUCGAGUACAUGCACGAACAUGGAGGUUACAGAUGUGGAUACUGCGGCGGUUCAAAUUCCAAUUAUUCCCAUGGCAUGUGGGCGCAUUCUCUUAGCUCACAGGAUUACCAAGAUCUCCUGGACAGAGGUUGGCGAAGGAGCGGUUGUUAUCUGUACAAACCAUUGAUGGACAAGAUGUGUUGCCCCUGCUACACCAUCAGAUGUAAUGCACUGGAGUUUAAACCCAGCAAGUCUCAGAAGAAAGUUAUCAAGAAAAUGACAAGGUUCCUUAGCAAAGAGGAAAGACCAAGUUGCAACCCCAAAUCGGUGGAAGACACCGAAAAGGACGAAGAUGGUGAUACCUGUCUAGGAACAUCAGAGCAUCCGGCUCAAGAACGAGAAGUGAGGAAAAAAAUGACUGAAGCUGCAGGAAUCAUCAGAACAGACUUGACCAAUGUGAAGCCAAAUGCAUCGGCAGAUGUGAAGCCAAACACAUCGGCAGAAACCUCCAAGAGUGGACAGAAUUCAGACUCGGGAGGUUGUGGAACUGCGGGUGACAAUGAGGACGAGGGCCAAGAACUCAUUCAAGAAGUGAAUUCUAAUUCUACAGGGGUGGCAAAUGAACCAUCGACAAGAAAACAUCCCACACCAGGUCUUGGUCCUGACCCUUCUAAGCCACCAUGCAGGAAAGCCAGGGAGAUUAGACGGCAACGCAGACUAGAACGCCUUGCCAAGUCUGGGGCCGACGUGCUGUCAGCUGACAAAAAGCCGCAGAAUGAACCCAAGUCUCUAGAGGCAAUGACCCAAGAGGUUGAGAAAGCAUCGCAUGGCUCCAAGCAUAAACUUGAGGUGAGAUAUGUGAGGUCAAGUCCCAUGAAUCCUGAGUUUGAGAAAAAUUUCAACGAAAGCUAUGCCUUGUAUCACCGAUACCAAGUCACCAUCCACAAAGACCCUCCAAGCAAACCCUCACAGAAACAGUUCAAAAGAUUCCUCGUUGAUUCACCUCUUCAAGAGGAGAAUUUGCCGGGUGCACCGGAGUGUGGCUAUGGUUCCUUCCAUGAGCAUUUUCUUCUGGAUGGCAAAAUCAUCGCAGUUGGUGUUUUGGACAUUCUCCCUAACUGUGUGUCGUCUGUGUACUUCUAUUAUGACCCAGAUUAUAGCUUCCUCUCUCUGGGUACAUACUCUGCUCUCAGAGAGAUUGAGUUUACAAGACUUUUACAUCAAGAGGCUCCCAAGAUAAACCGCUAUUACAUGGGGUUCUAUAUCCACUCCUGUGUCAAGAUGAGGUACAAGGGUCAGUACCAUCCAUCAUUUCUUCUGUGUCCCGAGGCCUACACCUGGUGCCCCAUUGAGCAAUGCCGUCCUAAACUAGAUGUCAGCAAGUACUCCAGACUAGACGAAACUGACACAGCCGACACACCGGUCAACUUACAAGAAGUCCGGGUACUAUACAGGCAGAUGAGCAUGAGGUACUCUGACUAUCGGCGCUUUGCACCCAACACUGGGGAUGAAGAAGAGGUGAAGGAGUACGCUCAGUUUGUCGGCAAGACCUGCGCGAGGAGGAUACUGCUGUACCGACACUGAAGACAUCAGGCAGGUUGUUGAUUUCAUUCAGCUGCAACUGCCCAACCCGUUAUGCAGACGGUCGCCCAGAACUUCCGGAGCCCAGCAUCGAUUUUCACCGCAAACAUUUAAGCAGCCCGGUCCGAAAUAAGCCCCUGGGGGUAAGCUAGCCCCAUCUGCUGCCAAUGAAAAGCAAGAAAUUCUAUGCAUAUUUGGGGCACUUUUCCUGGAAAGAGAGCCCGUGACCCGCAUUUUGGACUGACCAAUGAGAGGAUUGCUUUUGCCUGGUAGUGGAGGAGGCUUAGAAACGGGAACAGUUUAUCCACAAAGUUUACAAACGGUCUUUCUUAAAUAUUCAGAAAAGAAAUUAUGGGAAAAUUGUAGUUAACAAAGAGUGUAAAUCAGACAUGCGCUCUCGGUUUUUGUCCAGGCUAGUUACUCAUAUGUAUUUAUAUUUGUGUUAUAAAUCCAUGGAUUUAAUUUUGUUGAAAAUGUGGAAAACAGUUGAAUACUCAUAGCUCUUGAAAUCAGACUGCAGUGAAAAUGGAUCUCAGCGUUGUAGGAUAAUGAUUUCAAGUUCAGUGUCUCAGAAUGAAGCAACAUUGAUCCACAACAUCUGAAAAAGGAAGGAGUCGUAUCCACAGACAAAAAAGGAAAUGUUCUUUAUGUGCAACCUUUUGAUCUCUGGUCCCUUUGCAAAGGUUUGGGGGUUCCCCCUCAAAAUUACCUGCAAGUUUCAAAAUGACCCGCGAAUAGGAUGCUUCAUUCUCAGCCCCCGUAUUAGUAAGUUCAGUUCCUGGUCGUUUCGAGGUCGAUUGACCAGUAACAAAAACCCCUUUAUGAAUAAUGACAUCAACUGUGGUUAUUUUUCCUGUUAACUUUGCCGAUGCCCUAAUCAUCCGUUACAUGAGAAGGUUGGAAUGUAACAAUUGAAGUGUGACAAAGAAUUCACUUCAUACAUAAGAAAAAAUCCUGUCCCGUAAAUUGCUUGUCAUUCUGACUGUGCAAACUGUUGAGUGAUAAAAAAGUUAAAUGUGCCGAAAUAGUGCUCAAGCAGUUGUGAAUGAAGCUUUGACUAAUUCAACAAAAGCUUAGUGCCGUGUACAAUAAAAACCAUGUUUGGUAUUAGUGGAAGGGUUAAAGAUAAAUAAGUUAUUAAUACUGAUUAAUGACUUAUUAUAAAUUCAGUCACCUGUUUGGCUCGAAAAAAGUUAAUAUGCAGAAGUUUGUAAAGGCUUAGGCUUGUGGUUUAAAUCCACUAGCUAUAUAUGUAAAUGAAGGAAAUGAUAGUGAAUAUCUUGAAAUCCCAUGAACAAGAGCAAUAUCCGAUUAUCCGCAAAGGAGAACAGCAGGCUGAACAAUUUCCUGCCAAAUGAUCCACAGAAAUUCCUUCACUUCUGAACUCAAUCCCAAACGACACCCUUAACACCUCUUGCAAUGUUCCUGGGGUCACCGUUGGUAUGCUACGGGGACCAGCACCCCCUGUGUGUUUGUUGUAGGAGUGGUUGGAAGGUGUGGCCCCAGUGGGGCCAAAGUCUCGGGUUGUGGUGUCUGUCACCAGCUCCAGCCGGAGAUUGAGAAACUCCAGGACCGAUAUCUCCUCCCUAAACGGGGAAUCCAUGUCUAAACACCUCCUUACAUUUCAUCCACAAAUAAAACGGGGUUUUCUCCUUGCCUAAGAAGCCGCAUAGUUCAAUUCCCCGCCGAAGCGAGACACUCAUUAGCCCUUGGUCAAAUUUGAGAGUGUCUGGUCUCUCCUUUUUUGGUACCCUUGACUCUUGCGGUAAUGAUGCAUGCAGUGGCGUGCCGUGGUUGACUAAAACAUAUGUACACCAUUAUUGUGUGCAACAUGUUCUGACCGUCAUUCUCUGAUUCCCAGAGAGUGAAACUGGGGUCUAGAUUUUUGGGACUGGAGCUCACUUCAUCGUCCCAUGUUUGAUUACGGAGUGAAUUUUUAUUUGAAUACUCUUCCACAGCUUUCAAAUGGAGCUUUUAGUGACUAACAGUAACAGUAACAAAGAAAUCUACUCGUAAGAAAUGUUUCCUUGCUCUUCAGUAGAACUUACAACAAAAAUGAAUGUAGAAAAAAUUCCGAAUAUUUGAUGUUUUAAAAGCUGCUGUCUCCAUCUGCACCAUGAUUUGUUUACGCCCAGCUAUCACCAAUUGUAAUUGCCAUUCUCUACUACACAUCAUUAGGCAAGAUGUUCCCAUUUGUGGUCUUGUGGUAAGUCUGGCUCUGCUGACCAGCCAGAACAAAAGGUCAGUCGAGGUGCCUGAUUGGUCAAUCAGGAUGGUCAAGUUUGCGUGGUAACAAGCUCCAAUUGACAUUAUGGACAUGGGUGUACAUGUACCGUGUAUUAUUAGAGAGAAAGCCGUGUUGAAGUGGUCAUGCAAAGCUGUGUAAGGUCAAGUCUUUGGUUUGAAGGCCGGUGAAGCUGUGGUAGUUGUUGCCAGCUACCCAUUGUGCUGAACGACCAACAAUUUUUUUAAUAACAGUGCGACUGUCAGCGAACUGCGCUCUUGCUGUCGAAAAAAAUUUGAUGUACAAUCGGAUUCCUCAACCAACUGCUCUCAAUGAUCAAUGAAUAUAAAUAAUGUUUCAUUUUUAGUCAGGUUUUUAGCCAUUUUCGCAAAUGCAUAAGCUGGAUAUUAAACUUAGGAACUGUUCACUCGUGCCACUGAUUUACUUCGAUUUUCCUUCUUAGAUCAAACAUUUUGGCAGCAGUUGCUACAUUCUAGAAUCAUUUUGUCACGCAUAGAUAUUAACAACUGAAGAGCUCAAAUGUGGUCUUCAGGUCCAGAAUAUCUCGAACUAGUUUAGUAACAGUGAUUAUCUUAGUAGUAAUGUUUUUCUUCACACCUUAUCAGUAUUUACCUGUUGAUAACGGAGUCAAGUCACGUUUACGCAAGCAAACUUGGCGUUGUACCAAUUUGAAAAUACAAACAAGGACAGGAGGUUCUGGAUUUUGUAAGACCAUGGUAAGACCCACCAGCGAACUUUUUUUCAGUGGAAAUUUCCAAGUACUCUUUGGACCUAAGACGUGUAUAUGGAACCUGGUCAAUGCAGUUAUGGAAAACAAACUAGAGCUACCAUGGUUUCCCUUACCUUUCGGCUCCUCGAUGCAUCGCAACUAUUUGCAUUUUGUAAGAUCUUCACACUCUUAAGUAUCUAGUUUUCUUUAUUAGUAUUCACAAAUACCCUCGAAAAUCCUUCAAGCAAACUGAACAAAAAUGUUUGGUUUAAUUUGAAAUUCCUUACUCCAAAUUUUAACAGGUGGAUAUGUAUACAAUUAACACUAAUAACAGAGCUGCUUAAAAUAUAGCCCUUUUAACACCUGGUUCCAUAUGCCAGCAAUGUUUGUAAACACAGCUAAAAAGCCAGUCAGGCCUUCGAACUUUACCAGCAAGAAUCAAGGUAAUCUAUUAUAAUCUACCAAAGCUUACCAUAACACAACACCGUGAAAAUGUGUAUAAACAACACAGCCAGUGCACCUAACGAUGCACAGGUGUACGUUAUUAAAUACCCCGAUAAACGAUUUCGGAAAGUCCAAAGGCCGUAUUUACCGUGUGUCCAAAAGCUAGAUGGCAACUUGCCAUGGCCACAAGUUGGGAAAAAAGUUGUGAAGCAAACUUACAGCAGAGGGGUUAUCCAUAAAAAUUAAUAGAUACACAGGGAACAACAAAAUACAGGAGUUUGUUCAGGGGUGCUCGUCAUUGGAAGUUCCAGAACAAAGACUUUGGCCGUCGAAGUUACACCGACUUUCAGACAUCAAUCGUGGCAGAAAUUCACUUUGCCUCAAUGUCUGCACAGUCGCCAAACAAACGAAUUUCAUUCGGCAAACUUUCCUGUUUUCUUUUGUCUCAGUAUGAUUAACUUCACGGAUUUCACGAUUAACUACGGCGAUAGUGUUUCGCGAUAACUUAGCAGUUUUUCCAACUGCUGCAUGGUUUUAUCAUGUACAAUUCAAAAUGUAGGGUCGAGUUGGUUCGAUAUGAAUGUGUUUGAAAAUGUCCUGUUACUCUGUAGAAAUUUCAGACAGCCAAAUUUCUGAUAGCUACCAGCAUAAAUUUCACAUUCUAACAAAGACACAUGGUCUACAACGCCAACGCAGAGACGAUUUUUAUGACUUGGUAAAUGAUAGUCCCCGACUCCUUUUUCAUUGUGAAAAAACAUCUCUCGUAAAAUUGUCUCCACAUCCGAGUGGAGGUCUCAAAUUUGAGUAAAUGAGCGAGAUCCUGGGUGUUGUAGCGGUCGUUCUUAGAAUGGGCAAGGGAGUGGAGUUGAACUUAAUUUGGAAGUCUAGACAACGUGCUGCGCGGGGGAAGAGUAUAUCCAACCUACCAGGGCGACCGCCUAGGUUCGUUCCUAUCCACCACUGCUAGUUCUAAGAUCGAGACCCCACACCAAAACAACCAAAAAAUAUAAUUAGUUAUGUCUAGUGUAAAGUUAUGCCUGUGUAAUUUCUGACUAUCGAAGGAAAUUUGCCUGCUUCGAAUGAAUUUUACAACCGGCGGUUAUAUUUUUUCUUCAGACUUAGUUAGUGGUCAGCAGUCGUGCGCGAUUUGACUAAAGACCAUGUUAAAAUGUUCAACAAUUUCUGUUGAUGUGGUAAUUUAAGUUUUUUUCUGAAUUAGCUUCUCUUUCACAAAUGAGGUCGGACCACACAAAUUUACUUCAAAAAAAUUCUUCGAAUUCAAACUUUUUGGAAAAUACGGAGUACUCGAAAUAUUGCAAAUGCUUGCUGGCUAAAGUGACCCCAAAUAAUCGACAAAGUUCUGCUAACUUAUGGCAUUUUUUAACAAAAAGGCAUAGCCUGCCUAUAGCUAUAAAGGUUGGUGUGUUUUGCCCACGGCACAUGAACAUAUACAAUCUUGUAACAUAAACAGUCAAGCCUAGUUCAAGGAUAUCCUUGCAAGGGGUUAGCAGAAUGGGCAUGCCAAUUAAGAAAGUGCGAAACACACACUACAUCUUGCCAGCACACAUGACCAAGUGUUCCCUUACAAUGAAGCGAUUGGGCCCAUCAGGAGGCCGACGUUUGCUCGCUUAAGUUAGCGUACCUCGGUUCAAGGAUAAUCCCAAACAAAUCAGCCUUCCUAUUAUACAGCAACCUGAAUCGGACUUUCGUGUAAAAGAUUGUCACGGACAAAGGUUUAGCUUGUGUUUUAAAGAUUUCUUUUGGAAAUAAACAAAACUUGAAAUAGUCCUAAGAAAUGGAAGUUGAUAGCAGCGAGUUACUAGGCUUGAAGACCUUGGCCCAGGCGACAGACGCUUUGAUCGGUCACAGCGAGGCGGGCUCAGCCUGGCGACCGCACGCAAUUCACGUCUAUCUUUUUAAAACACACCUGCCGAUUUUACUUUGUUCUCGUAAAAAAGUUGGAGGCGGUUCAAAGAAGCUGGCUGAGUGGACUUGGCCGAUGUUAAUCAUUCUGUUUGAGUGGAUUAAUUCGGAGGAAUUAAUUUAAACUAACCGCAGCACAUGCCCGUUUUUUGACUUCACACAAUCGGCACGCGAGCGGUUUAAGUUAAUUUGUCAACGUCCACCGUCCAGAGUACUGAAAGUACAUGUAGAUCCAGGUUUUUUCCAAUAAUUUGUCUUUUUUUUUUAAUUCUAAAGAGGUCCUUGAUUAUUCCUGCUGCUCUUAGAGUCAUGCAAAAAAUUUAACAAAAGUGUUCGUGGUGGUUUCCAAAAGCAUAUAGGCCUACAAUCCUCACAAAAAUACAAAUAUAGCAAGCGCCUAUUCUGAAUCUUUUUGAAAUCAGGUAUUAGAAUAAGAACUAGGGAUUACCAAGAAAUACUGUCGGGUGGAUGUCAAUCCUUGAAAAUGUCUAAAAAGUAAAAUCUGUUUGCAUCUUAAAAGUCCUCCCAGGCGCCAAAUGUUUGGUGCAGAAAACACCAAAAAGUUCUCUUCGUUGAACGAUUUAAACUAUACACAACUCAGACCUUCCAAAGUUUCUGCUUCAGCAUAACUAUGAAAUUUCUAAUAUUAAUUUUAGAGACGAAGCUGUAAAAAAGGAUUAAUUAAGAAUUCAUGAUUCUUCGCAUUUGAGCAAAAAAUUUUAUGUGCAACUUUGGUGACUCCGACAGCGACUCCAAUAGUAGCGUGGCACGCCGUAGGACGGCGUGGAGGUCUUGUUUGAGACCUCCCGGUGAGUAAGAAGUGCUGAAACUGGGGGUUAUCCGCCGAACCCCGGACACCGCGCUGUCGCGAGUCGAGACAAGUCUCCGUCUGGUCCGACUUGGGAGGCCAAGAGUUCGUCCGAAUCGUGGCUUUUCUUAGACAAAACGGUCUUUGUUCUUUCAAAAAUGGCUUGUAAAAUCAUGGUACAAUCAAACCUCUGUGGCUGUAAACUCCUUUAAAGUUCUCCUUUAUUUCGUUAUAGUUAUUCUGCAUUGUACAUGGUAGAAACCAUCGAUUGUUAUUGUAUUUUUAUGUCACUAUUUAACGAAAACAAGUGGAGCAAAAUAAUUAUUUACAAAUCCAGUCGUUGAAAGUGUUACUCUUUAUCAUAUUCGCUUUCAGUUUUUCCACGAGCUUUAUUUUCUCUGAAAAGAAAAUUGAAAAUGCGAUUAAAAAAAUAAAAAAAAUAACGGUAGUGAUUCUAGCGGUUUGUGUGAUAUCCACUAUCAGUUGCGAAGGACGAAAUUUCUGGAAAUCCUUCCGAUGUUUACGAAGGCUUUGAACUUCCUUUUUCUUUAUAUGACUUUGGCGUCUGUACUAUAAACUUUCAUUAAAUUUCAUGUUUAUUGCCCAACGAUAGAUACCUGAAUCUGUGGAAAGAAUGAUAUUGGUGGGACGGUUUUGAUUAUCCGUCUUACAGGCAUUUCUUACACCGCUUGACUCGAAGGUUCUUGCGAAUAUCAUUAAGGAAGCAGCUCUCAUUAUUUCAUUUUUAUUGCAAAAUGUCAAGUGUACUACAUUCACUCUUUAAGUUUUCAUUUCUUUACCUCUGAAUUUCGAUCAAGUAUAAAUUUUCCCGCAAUUUUUACCCCUGAAAUGUAUGCACACAAAUCUGAAUAUCUGUGCAUGCAGUUUUGAUAAGAGCUCUCUAUAUGUACACGCACACGGAGGCAACCCAACUACGUACACAGUCAAGAGCGUUUAAUAUCUCGGUACGGAAAAGACACAAAGUCAAGGACAGGCUAGUGGCAGCCUGUACGUGCCUGAAUGAAAUCCGCCGUAGAUCGUUCCCUUUGUCCCUUUUUCUUCAAAAUCCAAAUCAGCUGUAACGAACUUUCCUGAUUCUUUUCACUUAAUCUACCCAACGUGUGCUUUCCUGUCUUUUCAUGCUGUGUGAUUGGAUAUGUUCCAAUUUUUCUCCCGCUGUGUUCUUUUCGUUUUUGCCAACACAGGAUAGUAAGCUGGUGUGGUACAUAAUCGGAAACCGACAGCAGCCAUUCUGGCUAGCAGUUCAAGUAUUUCUACAUCUUAGCAAAUCCGCUUUACACAGAAAUUUGUUUAUAGGUUAUGAUUAUUAUCCUGCUGGUACUGAGUGGGACAUGGUAAUCAAUUCUCACUUCAAAAAAGUCACAUCCCUUAAAUUAGCCUAGAAUUCACCAACAAGGUGUUACGUUUGUACUCAAAUAUGGUUAAAUCCUCUCACCAUCAGCGUGUAAUAAACAGUACAUGUUAAAGCAACAUUUCA
Molecule: messenger RNA, 9204 nt
Organism: Acanthaster planci (crown-of-thorns starfish)
Lineage: Eukaryota; Metazoa; Echinodermata; Asteroidea; Valvatida; Acanthasteridae
Gene: ate1
Product: arginyltransferase 1
Biological process (GO): protein arginylation
Cellular component (GO): cytoplasm
Molecular function (GO): arginyl-tRNA--protein transferase activity
Source: RefSeq, a predicted model, not a curated record